UCCCUUAUCUGUCCAAUAUGGCGUCAGUGUGAGCGCUGACGGCCGCUGGUGUGAAAGCGGCGUCGCUCCGACUGUCACUGAGUGAGGGAGCAAGACCCAGCCCCGUCCAAGCGGCCGCCAACAACCCUCUCCUCCCCCCGCAGUAUUUCCUCGGAGGAGCUGACUGUGUUUGAACUCCCGCCCGCUCUCCUCCUCCUUCCCCCCCCACCCCUCCCUCUGGUUACUGGGGUUUUCUUCCCUUUCUCUGCCCCUCUAUUAUAAAACCCACCCCUGCUGAGGGGCUGAAGAGAGCGGCGGGUUGCAAUGGCGGCGGCGUGAGGCGGCAGCGUGCUGUCCGUGUGUUGGCGCCGGCCCUCGGGAGCCAUGGCGGCGGCGGCUGCAGUGGCGGCCGCAGCUGCGGCCGAUUCGGCCCAGUGGCUCUCGGUGAAAGAGGAGACGCUUUUCCUACACGAUGGGCUAAUCAGAGUGACCGACCUGGUGGAGCUGCCAACUGAGAUCGGGGUUUCAGCCGAGCCUGGGGAGAACGAACAGGAGAUAUUGACUUUUGAAACCAAAAAUCCUGAAGAGCUAGCAGAACGCUUGCGAGCUGUGUGUGGAAACCAGAGUAAUGCAUAUGCACGACUACUUGAAUACCGUCUCAAUGCGCUUAGAGGCCUGUGGAAUGCACAACGACAGUUAGCACUUGAAGAGCAGCAUGAGCGUGAAAACUCGAGUGAUGAAGAGACCAUGUCCUUGCUGAAACGGCAGGGCUUGCUGCAACAACCAGAACAGGCACCAUUUACUUCUCGCAUGGGCCUCUUAUUAGUGUUCCCUUUGAUCCAGUCACAAAGUAAAACUGAUCCUUCUCUCUGUAAUAUCACUGCUGAGGUGCUCCUGAACUGCCUGAGAGAUUGUCAGCCUCUGAGCCUUACAAAAGAACCUGCUGACUGUCUGAAUGGUCUGGAAGCCCUUCUCUGCUCCUGGUUAGAAGAAUCACCUGCUUUGGGUCAAUCGAUCCCAUGGAAACAGAAAGAAAAUGCUGCAGCUGCAUUGGUAGCUCUUGCCUGUGCAAGGUAGGAGCAUCCUGGUAUAUUUUUGUCCAAGUAGAAAUGUUCUUAAUAUACUUGAUUACAAUGUCUUCAAUAACAUUGUCAUCUUUAUUCUGUAAAAUGUGGUGAUGUGAAAUAAUAUUUUGGUGCAUGUUAAUCAACAAAUAAAUGCUGCAUAAGAA
Molecule: messenger RNA, 1210 nt
Organism: Rhincodon typus (whale shark)
Lineage: Eukaryota; Metazoa; Chordata; Chondrichthyes; Orectolobiformes; Rhincodontidae
Exons: 2
Coding region: 364-1056 (230 amino acids)
Source: RefSeq, a predicted model, not a curated record